Pneumocystis murina B123 is the source of this 1373-nucleotide messenger RNA. RefSeq lists its product as hypothetical. The transcript has 3 exons. Bases 172 to 1371 code for a protein of 399 amino acids. Gene Ontology annotation, molecular function: RNA binding. The record is from RefSeq and is a predicted model, not a curated record. NCBI's taxonomy places the organism in Eukaryota, Fungi, Ascomycota, Pneumocystomycetes, Pneumocystales, Pneumocystaceae.
AUUUUUUUGCCGGAUAGGAAAAAAAAGGAAAAUAGAGGUGAAACAGUAGGAAAUAAGAAUAAAUAAAUAAUACUUCGAUAUAAAAUGUAGCGUUAAAAUAUAAUAUUAAAAAAAAAACGGAAUUUUUUACUCAAAUUUAAGGAAAUUAGCAAAAAUAAGAAGCUUGUCAAUAUGAGUGAUACUAAUUUUAUAUGGUUUAAUGAAAAAAAUAGGGAAAAAAAGAGAUCAAAUGAAGAUAAAAAAACAUCAAAUAGAUUUUUUAUGGAAAAUAAUAUUAUAAACCUAGAUGAUAAGAUAGAUGAAAAAAUAAGGAAAAGAAAGCGUAGAAGAAGGUCAUUUGAAGAUUUGAAUAUUGAAGAAAGAUAUUUUAAAAAAUUGUUAAAAGAUGAAAACGAAAAUGAAAAGGAAGAUAAUAUUAAAAAAAAAGAAAAAAAUGAGAAUAUUAUUUGCAAAUUCGAUAGCAAUAAUAAACAGAAUUCCUUAGAAAAGAAAGAAAUUGAUUUGGAUGAAAGUCUUAAGAAAGAUUUAUCUACAAUAUUUGUUGGAAAUUUACCUCUUAGUAUUAUUUCUUUAAAGAGUGAUUAUAAAACAUUUAAAACAAAAUUUUCGGAGUUUGGGAAAAUAAAAUCUAUUCGAUUUCGUUCAAUUGCUUUUUCAGAAUUUUUACCCAAGAAAAUUGCGUAUAUUCAAAGGAAAUUUCAUCCAAAAAGAGAUAUGGUUAAUGCAUACAUAGUUUAUGAAACAGAAGAGUCAUCUAAAAAUGCCCUUGUAUUAAAUGGUACAUUAUUAUUAAACAGACACAUAAGAGUAGAUAGUGUUGCAUAUCCUACUCCACACGUUUCAAAAAGAUCUAUUUUUAUAGGAAACUUGUCAUUUGAUGCUCAAGAAGAACAGCUUUGGUCCUAUUUUGGUCAGUGUGGAGAAAUAGAAUUUGUACGUAUUGUUCGAAAUAGCAAAACAAAUGUAGGAAAAGGAUUUGCAUAUGUUCAAUUUAUAAAUCAAGAAUCUAUUGAUGAAGCAUUACUUUUACAUGACAAAAAGGGUCCAUUCAAUCGUAAAUUACGUAUUGUUCGAGCAAAAAACAUUUCUAAAAGAAAAUCGAAAUCAAAAUAUGAAGAAAUAACUAAAGAUUUAAAUACUAAAAGUUCUAAUGAAAAUUUAACAGAAAAAACUACACAAAUUAAUAUUCAAAAAGCCCCUUUAAAUAAAAGAAAAACUCAGAAGCUAAUAAAUAAUAUGGUUUUUGAAGGAAAACGUGCUUCAAAAUCAGACAGUAUCAAGAUUUUAACAAAAAAAAAACAUAAAGAUAAACCACAAAUAAAAAAUAAAACUAAACAAUGGAAAAAAAGACGAAAAAAUAGUUCGAAAUAGCC